GCUGCACCAUAACGCAUUCUUCCGCUAUCUUUUCUGUCUUCUUUCAUCGACGCACAUACACGAAGGUUUCCUGAUAAAAUAAAACUUUUAAUCCGAUCCAAACGUCCGCAACAACAAGAUACGGCACCAUGUCGGAGCAGCCUCAGCAGGACGCCAUCCAGCCCGCGCAGCCGCAGCAGCCGCAGCUCUCAGUGGAGACGAUGAUGAACCGCCUUGGCCGCUGUGCUGCGGAGCAGUCCGGCUUCAUCAACUGUCCGAUCUACCGCGGCUCCACCAACCUCUUCGACAACUUCGCCGCUUCCACGAUGAAGGGGGCGGAGUUCCGGUACGGCACCUUCGGCAACCCGACUCGCGCUAACCUGGAGAAGGCGUGGACCGCCUUGACGGGCGGGGCCGGCACGCUCGCUCUCUCCUCCGGUGCGCAGGCCGUGGCGUACGCGCUGAUGGCGGUGCUGAACGCUGGCGACAAUGUGUUGAUGACGGACACGGCCUACCUUCCCACGCGUAAGUUCUGCGAUGGCUUUCUCAGCAAAAAAGGCAUCUCCACCGUUUACUACGACCCCUGCAUCACCCCAGAAGACCUCCGCGAGCUGCUGCGCAAGUACCCGAACACGACCGCCCUCUUCAUGGAGUCGCCUGGGUCGCAGACGUUCGAGGUCCAGGACGUGCCCGGGCUGUGCGCGGUGGCACACGAGUUCAACGUGGCGACGCUGAUCGACAACACCUGGGCCACCCCGCUGUUCUUCGAUGCACAUGCGAAGGGCUGCGACAUCUCGAUCGAGGCUGGCACCAAGUACCUCAGCGGGCACUCCGACCUCAUCAUGGGCCUCAUCUCGGCCAACGCGACGUGGUUCCCGACGAUAAAGGAGACGCUGAUGCUGUUCCAAUCCACUCCCGGUGAUGAGUCGUGCUUCCUCGCGCUGCGUGGUCUGCGCACCAUGUAUCUGCGCGUGCGGGAGGCAGAGCGCCGUGGACUGGAGAUGGCGCGCUUCAUGGAGAGUCGCCCCGAGGUGCUGAAGGUGCUUCACCCGGCCAUGUCCGACUGCCCGGGUCACGAGAUCUGGAAGCGCGACUUCACCGGGUCCACGGCGGUCUUCUCCGUCAUCCUACUGCCCAAGUACACGUUGAAGGAUGUCGAGCACAUGCUGGACAGCUACAAGAUUUUCCAGAUGGGCUUUUCCUGGGGUGGGUUUGAGAGCCUGGUGAUGUAUUACGACUGCACCUCCUACCGCACUGCGACGGCGUUCGCACCGGGCGGCCUGCUCGUGCGGUACCAGAUCGGCUUGGAGAACAUGGAAGACUUGAAGGACGACCUGUCUCAGGGCUUCGAUCACCUGCGCAGCGAGUAG
This is a messenger RNA of Leptomonas pyrrhocoris, 1349 nucleotides long. Its product is annotated as cystathionine beta-lyase putative (CD). The transcript has a single exon. Lineage: Eukaryota; Euglenozoa; Kinetoplastea; Trypanosomatida; Trypanosomatidae. The record is from RefSeq and is a predicted model, not a curated record. Bases 129 to 1349 code for a protein of 406 amino acids. Gene Ontology annotation, biological process: transsulfuration. Gene Ontology annotation, molecular function: pyridoxal phosphate binding.